UUUUUUAGUCAACAAUAACUGAAAAAUAAUUAAAAAUGGUUCGUAAACUCAAGUUCCACGAGCAGAAGCUGCUCAAAAAGGUGGACUUUAUCACAUGGAAGAUUGACAACAGUGGCAAGGAGAACAAGAUACUCAGGCGCUUUCACAUACAAAAGAGAGAGGAUUACACCAAGUACAACAAGUUAUCCAGGGAGAUAAGGGAACUGGCCGAGAGGAUAGCCAAGUUAGACGCCUCAGAGCCCUUCAAGGUGGAGGCCACCACCAUGCUCCUGAACAAACUGCACACCAUGGGAGUCUCCAACGAUCAGCUAACUUUGGAGACCGCGGCCAAGAUAUCCGCCAGUCACUUUUGCCGCCGUCGUCUGCCCGUGAUCAUGGUGAAGCUGCGAAUGUCGGAGCACCUGAAAGCCGCCACAGACCUUAUUGAACACGGUCAUGUUCGUGUGGGUCCCGAAAUGGUAAAGGAUCCCGCCUUUCUGGUCUCCCGGAACCUCGAGGACUUUGUCACCUGGGUGGAUGGCUCCAAGAUCAAGGAGCACGUACUCCGAUACAAUGAUUUGCGUGAUGACUUCCAAAUGUAAACCCUAUUUUUAAGAUUCCCAAAAACCUAAUAACUAGAAUAACUAAUAAAACCAAUUGCAACUUUGUUAAAUAA
Molecule: messenger RNA, 655 nt
Organism: Drosophila subpulchrella
Lineage: Eukaryota; Metazoa; Arthropoda; Insecta; Diptera; Drosophilidae
Product: U3 small nucleolar ribonucleoprotein protein IMP3
Exons: 3
Coding region: 36-581 (181 amino acids)
Biological process (GO): rRNA processing
Cellular component (GO): Mpp10 complex; small-subunit processome; small ribosomal subunit
Molecular function (GO): rRNA binding; snoRNA binding; structural constituent of ribosome
Source: RefSeq, a predicted model, not a curated record